Molecule: messenger RNA, 876 nt
Organism: Suillus discolor
Lineage: Eukaryota; Fungi; Basidiomycota; Agaricomycetes; Boletales; Suillaceae
Exons: 3
Coding region: 1-876 (291 amino acids)
Source: RefSeq, a predicted model, not a curated record
AUGCCCUAUGUGAUUGAUUGGGGAUACAGAUUCCCCGAACCCGCUCUUCUCCUUGGUUCCAAGCUGCCAGAGCGCCUGCAAGGUUAUAUUGCCACCUGGCUCACUUGUCGUCUGUUAUGGAUUGGCCAAGUUAAUCACGACCCACCAUGCAAUUACCCUUCACCACAGCUCUGGCAUGACUUCCUUGGCAGCGGAUUGACAACCCAAUCACAAGGUGCUACACCCAAAGGCAAAGAUCCUUGCCCUAUUAUACACGGGGGCAUAUUUCUACCCGACGUCGAUGAUGAGAUCUGGCAAGAUAUUGGCCUUGACGAAGAUGGUAUAAACCCACCAGCAUGGUUAUCGGAUGAGGCCACUAGGUCUGGUAUUCAUUUACAGCUUGAAGUGGAUUGGUGUGUUAAAGAAGAAACUUGUUUGAUGCAAGAGCAGACCGUCAUGCAGGAGUGGAUGUUUGCAGAGUGGGAGGCCAUGCAAACUGUGUUGAGGGAUGUGGCUGAUGAUCUUGUAGUGUCAUUCCACAUGUGGGCCCAUGCAGAUGAACUUUUUCACAUUUGUGUCAUUUGGAAGAAGAAACCAGUCGAGAGUUGGGGUCCUCAAAAUGAAGAUAUACUUCAAGCUGCUCGAGACCAGGUGCAGCCGUCUUUUUUCCAGUAUAAGGAUGAUGACAAGAGUGUUGGAGAGCAGGAAGAGAGUGACGAGGAUGGUGAUCUGGCUUAUUAUGAGGUUGGAGAUGAUGAACUAAUGGAUGCAAUUGAAGAGGUUGCAUUAGCUGAUGAGUACAGGUAUCAGGAUGAGGACUUUGUUCAUAACAUUGAGGAUACUUUUAUGCCUUCGUCACCUACCAAAUCUUCACUUAAAAAAAGGUGCUGCAUGUAA